Molecule: messenger RNA, 999 nt
Organism: Polyodon spathula (Mississippi paddlefish)
Lineage: Eukaryota; Metazoa; Chordata; Actinopteri; Acipenseriformes; Polyodontidae
Gene: ccdc167
Product: coiled-coil domain containing 167
Exons: 4
Coding region: 140-433 (97 amino acids)
Source: RefSeq, a predicted model, not a curated record
GCGCCGAUUUUUCGCUUUUGCCCCUAACAAAGAAGGCUUCGGUUUAAUUGCAGUCUGGGAAGAGUCUGGGCGUAGAAUGACGUGUCAGGUAAAUACAUACUGAGUUAUUUUUCAAGAGGAGAGGAAGAGUCUCACUAUAAUGGGAAAAACUAAAAAACAAUACAUUAGCAUCGCCAAAGAGAUAGACAGUGUGGAGGGCCGUCUCUCGCUGUGCAGGGAUAGCCUGGAGGGAGUGGAGUUCAGGCUGCGUAAGGAGCAGCUCUCUGAUGAAGGAAGACAAUCGCUGGAGGAGGAAAAGACUAUUCUUGUGCAGAGAGUGUCAAAAUAUGAGGAGGAGCUGCAGAGUCUGAGAGGGGAGAAUCGCAGAAACAUGCUGCUGUCUGUCAUGCUGCUAGCACUCUUUGUGCUCCUCUACACCUCCUGGACAAGUUAGCCAGGCCAGACCCUGUCACUUGAACACAUCAAGCAUUCUGUUUUUCUAUUUGGAGCGAAUCGAUUCAUUCCAUCAGAUUCAGGUCACUUGUGGUCAGGACAUUUCUGUACCAUUGGCUUCUCUAAUCAGCAGUAGACAGUCUUCACUACCAUGAGUUAGAGAGCAUUUUGGAUGAAGGUUCCUGAUUAGCAGUGUGCUGAAAUGCUGUGGAUUAUGUUACAUUAAAAGUGCAUUGUAAAUACAAUAUUUAUAAGUUGUACUUUUAUGUAUCUUAACCAUGAUCACUGAUUUCCACAUUUGGAUCAGUGUUUUUUGGGGAUUUUUUUUGCACUGGACAGGGUCUGGUACCAGAUUCUUAAGCAAUCCAGAACAUAUAUUUUUAGGCACCUUAGACCUGAUGGAGUCCUGCACAGCUCUACACUAUUGUAGAGUUCUUCUACAUUGACAACAGAAUCAGAAUGUCAAACUAGCUACAAUCCUAUGCAUGUAAAAUGACUGUAAGGUUGUUAAUGGUAAUUCCAUUGUCAAUUUAAGUGUAAUUAAACUGGAGAGCAGAAUAAAGUGUC